GUCCUCCUCAUCUCCUGUUUACUAGCUGUGUGUCUACCUAUCGUUUUCAAACACGACCCGCGGUACUACGACGACGAUCACUAUCACCACCAAGAAAGGCACUACGACGGAGCGCAAGACCCUAUCCCGAGGCCAAUAUUGUCAUCAAAAGCGCAAGGCCAGAGCAGGAGCAAGCCUGUUCUGAACAGCUUGCACGGAAGGCCACUGGGCGACAAAGAUACCCGGGCGUUGUCAUCUUCCAAGGAGACGCGUGUGCAGACGGCGGGGCCUCGCCUCAAGAGGGAAACAGGUUGAGAAAAGCGAGGGAGGGCAAAAAGCCCUGGGAACCACCGUUCAAGAGAUUUCUUCCAGCAUCCGAAGCUGUUAUGAACAAUCGAGGAGGGCGACGAUCUGGUACGAGCACCUCGCCACAUCGCAUGAGAGGUCGAGACUUAGAAGCACGAGGUCUUGCAACAAGACUCUUCCCACCAGAUCCUUCUCCCGAGAUAUGCCACGCAGGUGAGUAUGAACGAUGUUCAGAAGGACCCUCAGAGCCGCUACGGAUACCACGAGAGCCAUUGCAUCGGCAGCUGCCAACAUUGAGCCUACCACAAGCACAUGGCAGGCAAAGCCAAAUACCACUUCAAGCCCGUCAGCCAAGAUAUCCAGCAGCUCGGGAUAUACCACCGCAAAUUACAGACGCAGAGUCGCUGCCGUCGCCACUCGAUGGAUCACCGUUGCAUUCGAUGUGCCAUUCACCACACGAAUCGACCACCAGAACUGUAGCACCAGCCGCCAGGAUUGUACGUCCCCCCGGGUGUCACCAAAGGCAUUGUAGACAUGCUCACUCCGAUGCCUCCCGAUCGCACUCACCAAGCAGUCCACUCGCUGCUAGCAACGAGACUCACAAGGCCGUUGACCGAGACUUGCCAAAGUCUGUCCCGUCAGAAGAUACUGAGAGCAUCAAGAAGAAAGCCCACACCGAGACUCUCGGAGCUCCCAGAAAAGCAUUCACAUUCAGCAUUCCCUGGCACGCGUUACUAGUCACCAUGGGGCUCAUUCUUUUCAUCUUCGCUUUCGCCAUAUUGGUCGCUCAUUGCCUGGCCUGGUUCCUGGUAUACAAGACAGAAGCAAGAUUGGGAGACGUGCGAAGUGGACUGUUAAGGGGUGGAGAGAUGAAGCUAUGCCUCUGUGGUAAAGGCUGAGGUUGAUAUCACACGUGAUAUACUUUCACAUGACUCUCGAUUUUGCAUCAAUGGAUUGAUCUCCAAAUAUCUAGCGCCACGCU
Messenger RNA from Boeremia exigua, 1267 nucleotides. RefSeq lists its product as uncharacterized. NCBI's taxonomy places the organism in Eukaryota, Fungi, Ascomycota, Dothideomycetes, Pleosporales, Didymellaceae. The transcript is spliced from 2 exons. The record is from RefSeq and is a predicted model, not a curated record. Bases 366 to 1184 code for a protein of 272 amino acids.